GACCAAAAGAGGUUUUCCCCGAUCUGCUCAGAUUAAUACCCGGUCGGGUAUUUUUUUCCCAUGGCCGGGUAUUUUGCUCCUCCAGCACACUUCAACUCAAACGUCCUCCUUUCGACCCGAAACUCGUUUCUUCGCCUCGAUGCUAACGCCAAGCCCUGAAAUAUGACAUAAACACACAACCUAGCGUGAAAUUGGGUUAAAACACGAGAAUCAACAUCUCAAACGGCUCAAGAAUAGGGGUAAAAACGUGUGCAAUUAACGGUCUAUCAGUACUAUAUGACCCCAAGGCCAGCUGACAUUCAAUCACCGAUCCUACAUCCUCCGGUGGCGGCAAAAAAUUUCGAGAUCAAGCCGGCUCUAGUGACUAUGAUACAAAGCAAUGCUCUCUUCAACGGCCAUGAGAGCGAGUCACCAAGAGAGCACGUGCAUAGAUUCUUGGAGCUCGCGAAGAGCUUGAAGAUUAAUGGUGUGACGGCCGAGGCUUUGCAACUAAGGUUUUUCCCAUACUCACUCUCGGGGAAGGCACUUAGGUGGCUAAACAACCGCCCACCUCGGGCUAUCACCUCAUGGGACGACCUCUUUAACAAGUUUAUGGCUCGUUAUUGCCCGCCUUCGAAGACGGCGGAGUGGAGAAAGAAGAUUACACAUUUCGAGCAAGAAGAGGACGAAACCUUAAGGGAUGCUCGGGAGAGGUACUCCGAGUACUUUCUUCAGUGCCCCCGCCACGGGUUUGAGGAACAGUUUCGGAUUAAAACCUUCUACGGAGGCCUAAUGCAAGAAGAUAAAUUCAUCAUUGACUCCUUAUGUCAGGGGAAGUUGAUGAAUAUGGCUCCUCCCCAAAUUACCGAGAUCCUAGAAGACAUGGAACUUAGGGGUUAUGAUUGGGGGUUGACUCGAAGUGGAAGAAGAAGUAAUGAAAGGGGAGUGAGAAGCGUGGGAGCGAGUGCUCCGCUUGAGGCAAAGUUGGAUAAGUUGCUCAAGGUUAUGCUUGAAGAUAAAAGGCAAGGAAAAAGGGCGGUAAUGUCGUGCGACUGGUGCUCGAGUACUAGCCACGAGAUAGCGGAGUGCCAAGCAAUGAAGGAGGCAACCACUCCGGAGGAGCAAAUCAACUAUGUGGCAAAUGCUAGGGUCAACAACCCGUAUAGCAAUACUUAUUACCGCGGAUGGAGGAACCACCCCAACUUUGAUUGGGCAUCACCGGUUAAUCCAAGGCCCUCGAGUUUCCAAGGCCCCACGGGGAACUUCCAACCUCGGCCAACCUUCAUCCAACAAAGGCCACAACUCCAAGGCUCAAACUUUCAACAACCGUACCAACCACAAGGUGCACUAGGGUUUCAACAGCAACAUCAACCUGACAAGUUAUCCAAACUUGAGGAGCUAAUGAACACCUUUGUGAGUACGAUUAGCCAAAAAUUCGAGAAGAUUGAGCAAUUUAUGGAUGUGGCGACUACCAAGUUUACGUCGGUUGAGGCGGGUCUCCGGAGCCAUCAAGCGAGCCUUCAAAGUUUGGAGGUGCAAAUAGGCAACCUUGCCGGUGUCCUCACUAAGAGACCCAAGGGAGCUUUACCUUCCCAAACCAUGGUGAACCCCAAGGAUCAAGUCGGGGUAAAUGCACUGCAAGUGAGGAGUGUGAAGGUGGUUCCGGAGGUCUCUACGGGAGAAGAAAUGGAGAAGGAAGAGACCACCCCAAUAAGAAGAGAGAAGAAGCCCUCGAUGAAUGAGAGGAAGGCGGCAAGCAAGGCAUUGCCAAAGGAUGGAUAUUUGCCACCUCUUCCUUAUCCCACAAGGAUGUACAAGGAGAGGUUGGACAAUGAGUGUGGAGGAUUCAUGGAAAUGCUACACAACCUCCACCUCAAUGUCCCAUUCCUCGAAGCCAUGGCACAAAUGCCAAGAUAUGCCAAGUACCUCAAAGGAUUCCUCAUCAAUAAGCCAAGGCUUGAAGGCCUCGCAAAUGCGACUCUUGGCGAGGAGUGCUCGUCUUUCCUCCUCGACCGCUUGCCCAAAAAGCAUUCUGACCCAGGUAGCUUUACUAUCCCUCUUGAUAUUGGUGAUCACCAUAUAGACAAUGCCUUGGCUGACCUAGGAGCUAGUGUGAAUGUGAUGUCCUACAAGCUUUUCAAAAAUUUAGAAGUAGGUGACCUUAAGACCUCUAAGCUUAGCAUCACCUUAGCCAACCGUUCGGUCAUUAGCUCGAGAGAUAUAGUGGAGGACAUGAUGGUGAGAGUGGGCAAGUUUUGCUAUCCGACCGAUUUCGUGAUUUUCGGCAUAAGUGAGGACUCUGAUAUGCCCCUCAUCCUCAUUCGUCCCUUUCUUGCAACCGCCAAGGCAUCGAUAGAUGUUAAUGAGGGAACCCUAAUUUUGAGGGAUGGUAAGGAGAGAAUCAAGCUUGAAAUUGAUCCUAGGGUGAGGAGUGAUGAAGUGAAGGGGGUAGUCUCAAAUGAUGUGAAUGAGAGUGGAGGAGAGCCUCCUAAGGCAAACCCCACCAUUACUUGACUUGUCUUUGAUGAUGUUGAGAAGGAAGUUAAGAAGGGUCCUAAGCCAAAAGGUCCAAGAUUGAAUGCUUGGAGAAGAAAGAUGAAAGGAGCUUUAACUCGAAAGACGGGGGAGCCCGGAGCAAGGUUUGCCAACCAAGAGGGCCAACUCAAUGACACUAAGAUAAGAGGCUACAAGCCUCGCCCCGAGAGUGUGAUGGAUCCGCUCUCGGUGGCAUCACGUUUGAAAUCGUGAUUGAUCCCCAAGCGUCAACCUAAUGACGAUACACAAGCGCUUGUUGGGAGGCAACCCAACAAAGGUUUGUUUUCUUUUCCUUAGUUUUCGUUUUAGUGUCUUCUGAAGGGUUUGAGUGGUGAAGUGGUGUCUCCAUGCUGAGUGUUGUGUUUUUGCGGUUUAUGGUUGUGAUGUGGUUUAUUAGGAGGCAUAGAGGAAUAGGUUGAGGCAAAAUUUUUGCAAAGUGCCCUGAUUUCACUUCAGUUCACGGACGAAUUGCUAAGUUCACGGUCUCUAAGACCAUGAACAGGCAAACACGUCCGUGAACUGGGCGCCGAUGCAUGUUCACCACUUGUCAACCUGAUAACGAUGUAAUUGCACAUAUUUGCGCCCCUAGUUCUUAUCCGUUUGAGGGGCAUAGUCGUGUAUUUUUGGCCUAUUUUACGCCGGGUUGUGCUAUUUUGUCAUAUUUCAGGUCCCAGGCGUCAAAGGAAAGGCUAAGCACGAGUUUCGGGGCAUUCGGAAGUCAUUUCGUCGAGCUGGAGCCAAAACACGGGCACACCUAAAACAGAACACGGCCGUGUUCUGUGGCCGUGCUUUUACUGCCGAGAGCUAAUUGAGUUUGACAAAUUCAAGUUGCAAACACGGGCUGAAAGAACAGCCGUGUCAACCAAAGCACGGCCGUGUCCUCUCAAAAGCACGGCCGUGUUUGCACCAACAGGUGGCCGUGUAAUUAACCCUAGCCAAAGCACGGGCGGGCUGAGGCAAAGCACGGCCGUGCCCUCGACCGUGCUUUGGCCACUGAUGCCCUUUUAAGCAGAUUUCAGCCAAAACAGAAGGGGAUUCGAGUUUUAGAGAGAUAGAGCGAUUCCUAGAGAGAGAAAGCGACGAACAAGAGUCUCCAAGUUCCCUAGCUCGAUCUUCAACACCAUUGGAGGCCAGUUUGAGCUUGGAGAAGUGCCGAUCAACGUCCAGGAGCAGGAAUCCAUCCUUCACAGUAUGAAUUCCGCGUCUGAUUCUGCUUUUGCUUCUUUCUCCAUGGAGUAGUUCUCCUAUUCAUUUGGGUAUGGAGAACCCUAGAUUUGUAUGUUAGGCUUUGAUUGUAUGAACCCAAGUACUGAUUCUAUGAUUUGAUUAUAUUCGAUUGAGGUUUGAAUGAUUGAAUGACUUGAAUCCUGAUCAAAUUCCUGUUGUUUCUGCUUUAACCUAGAAUGAGAAUAUCUGCCUAGGUUGAUAGAGCAUCCUUGAUUGAAGGUAGGGAGUUGGUGACUUUAGUCGAGGAGCCAACUCACUAUUAUGUACCGGAUUUACUUCGGUAGUGGAGGUUUUGUUCAUAGGGCCUCAAUCUGUUUACUCCGGUGGAGGUUAGCCGCCCGCCAGAGACUCAGAUUGAGAGGGUCUGAAGACCUUUAGUCGAGACUUCAGGCUGUUUAAGAACCUUCCGCAGUAUAACUAUCAUAGAAACUGAACUUGGUAAUUACAAUCCGGCUUAACUGCAGUCUAGGGGGAACCAUAUCCGGGUGACCUCUCUUAACCUGAAUACAACAGUUUACUUGCU
Linum trigynum is the source of this 4264-nucleotide messenger RNA. Lineage: Eukaryota; Viridiplantae; Streptophyta; Magnoliopsida; Malpighiales; Linaceae. The record is from the annotation of a GenBank genome assembly.